AUGGCUACGAUGGACAAAGUCUUCGCGGCGUACGAAGCCCGCAAGGCCGCGCUGGAACAGUCCACCAACCCACUCGCCCAGGGCGUGGCGUGGGUCGAGGGCCAGCUGUACCCGAUCCACGAGGCGCGCAUCCCGCUUCUGGACCAGGGUUUCCUGCACAGCGAUUUGACCUACGACGUGCCGUCGGUGUGGGACGGGCGGUUCUUCCGGCUCGACGACCACCUGUCGCGGCUGGAACGCAGCUGCGCCAAGAUGCGGCUGCGACUGCCGCUGCCGCGCGACGAGGUGAAACGCAUCCUGUGCGACAUGGUGGCCCAGUCCGGCCUGCGCGACGCCUUCGUCGAGCUGAUCGUCACCCGCGGCCUCAAGGGGGUGCGUGGCGCGGCGCAGAAUCUGUCCGAACUGAAGAAUAACCUGUACCUCUUCCUCACGCCCUACAUCUGGGUCAUGGAGCCCGAGAUGCAGCGCCGGGGCACGGGCAGCGCCAUCAUCGCGAGGACCGUGCGCCGCACUCCCCCCGGGUGCAUGGACCCGACGGUCAAGAACCUGCAGUGGGGGGAUCUGACCAGGGGCAUGCUCGAGGCCAACGACCGCAACGCCGACUAUCCCUUCCUGACCGACGGCGACGGCAACAUCACCGAGGGGUCCGGGUUCAACAUCUGCCUGAUCAAGGACGGCACUCUGUACACGCCCGCGCGGGGCGUGCUCGAGGGCGUGACCCGGAAAAGCGUCUUUGACGUCGCCAAGACGCUGCAGCUUGACGUGGCCCUGGACUUUGUCCCCGUCGAGCUGGCGUACCACUGCGACGAGAUGUUCAUGUGCACCACCGCGGGAGGCAUCAUGCCCAUCACCUCGCUCGACGGCGUGCCUGUAAAGGAUGGCAAGGUCGGGCCCCUCACCGCCAAGAUCUGGGAUCUGUACUGGGCCAUGCACUACGACCCGGCUUACAGCUUUGCCAUUGACUAUGAUGCCGAUGGAGUGAAAAAGAACGGAGUGAAUGGUGUGGCUCAUUAA
This is a messenger RNA of Fonsecaea multimorphosa CBS 102226, 1014 nucleotides long. RefSeq lists its product as uncharacterized. Gene Ontology annotation, biological process: carboxylic acid metabolic process. Lineage: Eukaryota; Fungi; Ascomycota; Eurotiomycetes; Chaetothyriales; Herpotrichiellaceae. The record is from RefSeq and is a predicted model, not a curated record. Gene Ontology annotation, molecular function: catalytic activity. The transcript has a single exon. Bases 1 to 1014 code for a protein of 337 amino acids.